CUCAUAAAAAGGUUGUUGAAGUCUAGAAAACAAGCUCAUGUGGCUUCAUUCCCUGUUUCAGUGAAAACCUUGCGCCGAGGUGAUACAUGUUAGUUGAUAGAUGUUUUUUAUUUCGACAAUAUACUGUAUAUGGUUAAUAAUAACAUCACUAUUCUUUGUAUGAUCGUAUCUGAUGGUUUAUAGUUGAUGUAUAGUUUACCAAUUCUUUUUCCUUUAGAAAAACACUAGAAUAUAUUAAUAUCACUUUACUAGUCAAACAAAUACAUUACGUGGUAGUUGCAGAAACUAAAGUCAAAAUCAGAUCAACAGUUAGCGUUUGCUUCACCUCUAAGAGAACAAUGGAUGAUAUGUAUUUUGUUAUAGUAUUAUAGUUUGAGAAGCUUUAUAUGAAGCUGAUGAGGAUUUAUCCGCUUUAUUCACUUUUCCAUGUCAUCUUUAACAAACACUGGUCGGCUAAAAGCUCUUCAAAAGACUAAUGUUCAUGUGCACAUGCGCUAUAUAUAGAUCGUCAUCCGCAAAUAUGCAAAUAACUAAAGAUCCCAACGUUCUAUCGACAAAUAUUGAUCUUCAAGAACCAAAACAUCAUAAGCUCCAAUGGCAACGACUAGCUCUAGUAGCAGCACUUCGUUGUAUCCACCUGCCCAGCAACCGCAACAGACAUUAGUAGGCAAUGAGAUCGAACCUACGGCGACAAAUGCUAAUCUGGUGGCCGCACCAAACGGUCCAAACCACUACUCGUCCGGCUCCAUUGGACCCUUCUUCGCUGUCAUCUCUGUUCUCGUCGUUCUUGCAGUUCUCUCCUGCUUCUUGGGCCGGAUAUGCGCACGGCGAAGACGUCAGAGAAGUGGUGUAGUGGCUGAAGUCAAUCCGUUGGAGAUGAUAAAGAGCCGUGGGCCUUUAGGGUGGCUGAAAAGGAAAUGGACACGGUGCUUGACCGGAGACGUGGAGGCUGGAGCUAAAGUUACUGAUUGCACCGGCAAAGAAACGCCUAAAGAUGGUGAUCAUACUCGUCUAGAAGCUCCUCCAGCUUGAGCUUCGAUUCAAGAUAUGUGUGAUUGAGAGAGAAAAGUAAUAAACAUUUUUAGAAGCGUUUCAACUAGAAUGUAAGCAAAUUUUAUCAUAUACGAAUGCUGUUUCAGCUCUUCAAAGCCCAUCUUAUGGAACUUUAUACUCUUCAUUGUUACAAAUCU
This is a messenger RNA of Brassica napus (rape), 1190 nucleotides long. RefSeq lists its product as uncharacterized. The record is from RefSeq and is a predicted model, not a curated record. The transcript has a single exon. Lineage: Eukaryota; Viridiplantae; Streptophyta; Magnoliopsida; Brassicales; Brassicaceae. The coding region runs from base 595 to 1032 and encodes 145 amino acids.